This is a messenger RNA of Salvelinus namaycush (lake trout), 2389 nucleotides long. RefSeq lists its product as uncharacterized. NCBI's taxonomy places the organism in Eukaryota, Metazoa, Chordata, Actinopteri, Salmoniformes, Salmonidae. Gene Ontology annotation, molecular function: GTP binding. Bases 109 to 2175 code for a protein of 688 amino acids. The record is from RefSeq and is a predicted model, not a curated record. The transcript is spliced from 6 exons.
ACCUGCGGCACCUGGCUAUGCAAAACCAGCAGGACCACUGCUUCAGCUCUCUGUGACAACAGCAGACAACAAUAUACAGAUCUGUGCAACCACACUAAAAUAGUAGUAAUGGCACGAGGAAGAGGAAGGACUCUGAGGAUUAUGUUCCUGUUGACACUCUGUCUGCAAGACUUCACUGGUCAAUGCCAAGUUUCAGGGCAGCUCUCUGACCUGAGGAUAGUUCUGGUAGGGAAGACUGGAUCAGGGAAGAGUGCAACAGGAAACACCAUCCUGGGGAGGGAGGGGUUUAAAGAAGACUCCUCCCCUGAGUCUGUUACCUCACACUGUAUGAAGCAGAGUGGAAUGGUGGCUGGAAAGAAGAUUCAUGUGAUUGACACACCAGGACUCUUUGACACAAAAUUGACUGAUACGGAAAUGAAAAGUGAAAUAGAAAAGGCCAUCUACAUGUCAGUCCCAGGACCCCAUGUGUUCCUGCUGGUGAUCAGACUGGGGGUAAGGUUCACAGAGGAGGAGCAGAACACUGUUAAGUGGAUCCAGGAGAACUUUGGAGAAGAAGCCUCAAUGUACACCAUCUUGCUGUUCACACAUGGAGAUCAACUGAAGGGAAAAUCAGUGGAGGAGUUUCUGGCUGAGAGCAAAGAGCUACGGAAACUCAUCAAUAUCUGUGGGGGCAGAUAUCACUCCCUAAUCAAUGACAAGAGAAAAGACAACACUCAGGUUACAGAGCUGCUGGAGAAGAUUGAGGAGAUGGUGAAGAAGAAUGGAGGAAAACACUACACCAAUGAGAUGUACCAGGAGGCCCAGAUGAAGAUCGAAGAGCAGGAGGAGAGGAAGAAACAGGAAGAGGAUAAGAUAGAGAAAGAGAGGCAACAGAAGGAGAGAGAAAGGAUCAAAAGAGAAGAAAUAUUGUCUCGAUGCAAGAUAUCAGCAUUGGUCAGUUCGGCCGUAUUGGGGUGGGGAUACAAAUUCUCCUCUCCAUUGUGGUUAGCAGCAGGGUCUGUAUCAGCCAUUUUUGAAGGUUAUCAAUGCAUGGACGCCUAUUUCAAUUGGGGUGGUUCUGACUCAAAAGAGCACGAGGAAUGGGAGCUGAACGAGCUGGUGACAUUUGACAAUAUAUUGGCAAAGAGGGACAGAACCAUGGCUGAAGCUAUACCACUCAGAGAGAUGGAGCUGAAACGGCUGCCUGAGUCUGAUGGGUGUGGCUCAACACAUCAUGAUGGGUCUGGUUUGACCGCUGACCUGAGGAUUGUGUUGCUAGGGAAGACUGGAGCAGGGAAGAGUGCAACAGGAAACACCAUCCUGGGGAAGAAUGUAUUUAAAGUCGACUCUUCCCCUGCGUCAGUGACCGGACAGUGUGAGAGACAGAGUGGAGAGGUCAACGGGACCACGGUUCAUGUGGUUGACACACCAGGCCUCUUCGACACAGCCAGGUCGGACGAAGAAGUGAAAGAGAAAAUAGAGGAGUGCGUUAACAUGUCCGUCCCGGGACCCCACGCCUUCCUGCUGGUGAUCAGGCUGGGGGUGAGGUUCACAGAGGAGGAGAGGAACGCCGUGAGGUGGAUCCAGGAGAACUUUGGAGAGGACGCCUCCAUGUACACCAUCUUGCUGUUCACCUGUAAAGACCAGCUGAAGGGGAAACAGGUGACAGAUUCUCUGAAGAUGUGUAAAGAGCUACGGAGACUCUCCAUCACUUUAGGCGGCGGGUAUCACUCGUUCAACAACGACGCCAAAGACGACCCCGCUCAGGUCCCAGAGCUGCUGGAGAAGAUCAAAGAGAUGGUGGAGCUGAACGGAGGAGAGCACUACACCAACGAGAUGUACCAGAAGGCUCAGAGGAAGAUCAGAGAGGCGGAGGAGAGGAGGAAGGAGGAGGAGAAAAUACGGAGGGAGGAGGAGGAGAGAAAAUUAAAAGAAGAGGUAAAGGUAGAGAUAGAGAAAGAAAAGGAGGAAGAGAAAAGGGAGAAGGUAGAUAAAAAGAGGAAUCUCCACAUCGCUCUCGCAGUAACAGUAGUGUGUGUAGUAGUAGGGGUGAUCAUAGCAGCUGCUGCUGAUACCACAGUGGCCCUGGCUCUAGCUCCACUCUUACUGGUGCUGGGAGCAGCCAGUGGAAUAACGGCUAUCUGCCUAAAGAAUGGAAGGUGUGGAGCUAAAACACCUGUCUCUGUAGCUGUAUAACAAUCACAUACUGUAUACCUCAUUAAGGCUGUUUUUACACAGGCAACCCAAUUCUGAUCUUUUGCCACUAAUUGGUCUUUUGACCAAUCCGAUCUAUUAUCAAUAAUUGGGCAAAAUAUCAGAAUUUGUCUGCCUGUGUAAAGAUCAGAAUUAGGCUGCCUGUGUAAAGAUCAGAAUUAGGCUGCUUGUGUAAAGAUCAGAAUUAGUCUGCCUG